Messenger RNA from Rotaria sordida, 4110 nucleotides. Lineage: Eukaryota; Metazoa; Rotifera; Eurotatoria; Philodinida; Philodinidae. The record is from the annotation of a GenBank genome assembly.
AUGAAUAAUCGAUCUAAUACUCGUUGGGGUUCUCGACAACCACCACGUCGUGGUGGUAGUGGUGGUAGUUAUGAUCAAAAUUAUAAUGAUUAUAAUUAUGGUCAUCAUCAAUAUUCGGGAAGCAGUUAUGAUUAUGAGUCAUAUGAUCAAUCACAAUCAAAUUAUGAUCGUGGUUCCGCAUCAUCAAAACGUUAUUCAUCAAAUAGAAAUACUUAUGAUGGAGGAAAUCAUUAUUAUAAUCCACCACCUCGUCAUGCAAAAGGAAAUUUUGCAGAAAAUAAUAAUAAUAAUAAUAAAACGAAUUCAUCAGUUAAUAAAAAACCAACAAACCAACAAGAACCUGAAUCAAGUUCUCCAAUACCGAAUAAAGAACAAGAAAUGCCAGUCGAAAUUCCUUCAAUUUCACUUGAACCAAAAAUUGAACAAUCAAUUGAAAUACCUCCUAUUGAAGAUUCAAAACCAAUUGAAACUCCAGUUGAAGAAUUACCAUUACCUUCUCCUCCUCCUCCUCCGACAAUACCGGAACCACCACCAGAAGAAAAUCUUGAUUUAAUUCGUCAACAAAUAACAAGUUAUUUAACUGAACGUAAUGAUCGUUUAAAACAACGUCAAGAACUUCGUGAACAAAAUCUUAAUGCUGAAAAAAAUCGUUUAAAUGCUGAACAACAACAAGCAGCUAUGACACGUUUAGAUUCAAGUAUAAAACGUAUACCACCAUUUAUAAAACGUCUUCGUACGUUAACUGAACAACAACGUGAUGCACUUUGUCGUGAUAUGCAAACAUUAAAUUUAACACGUUAUAUAUCAGAAGUAGCAACAGCAUUAACAGAAGCUAAAUUAAAAAUGAGUGAUGUAUGGACAUCAGUACAAAUAUGUUCAUUAUUACAUCAACGUUAUCCUGAUUUUUCAUUAUCACUUUAUGAAAAUUGGUUAAAAGUUUUACAAAAAGAAACAUUAACAGAAAAUUUAUCAAAAGUUCGUGUUGAUUUAAGAUUAUUUGCUGAAUUAAUAACUGUACAUGUUUUACCAAUAAAUCAAUCAAUAAAUCAUCUUUUAACAACUUUAACAGCAUUAAUUAAUAAUGAUAAAGAUUUUUCAAAUUUAACAAUAUUAAUUAGUUUUUGUCGUUUAUGUGGAGAAGAUUAUGCUGAUAUAUUUUCAAGUAAAAUACGUAAAUUAAUUAUUAAAUUAAAUGAUAAUAUUGAUGAUUUAAAUAAAAGUAUAUUUCAUUCAAAUGAAUUAAAACAACAAAUACGAACAAUGUUAAAUGAUUAUUUUCAAAAAUUAUCUGUUUAUCUUAUUGAUGAAUAUAAACAAUUACAAAAACAAGAACAAUUAAUGAAACGAACAAUGGAAAAUCGUGGUGAAAUCAAUCAAGAAAUUAAAGAUAAAUAUGAACAAGCAAAUACAACAUUUCAAAAACUUUUACAAAAUACUGAAACAAUGGCUGAUUUAUUAGAACAACCAAUGCCUGAAUUACCUAUUGAAGAAGUUUCAAAGAAGUCUAGUGAUCGUACUGGUAUUGAUUUUUAUCUUCCUGGACGAUCUGAUGAUGAUCUUGGUGGUAAUACAAUUUGGGAAGAUAGUGAAACAAAACAAUUUUAUGAAGAUACUGUUGAUCUAAAACUUUUUCUUCCUGGUUAUGCAUUUCGUGAACCAAUUACAACAACAACGUCACAAACAUCUGAAGAAACUGAAACAGUUGAUUCUGUACAAAUGGAACAAGAAAUUGAAAAAGAAGCACUUGAAGUAACAUCAACGACUGAUGCUGACGAAGAAGAUACAACAUUAGCUGAUAUUGAAGAUGGAACUGAAGAAGAUGUUGGAGCAAAUAAUAUUAAAUUAAUGAUGGAUGUAUUUGUAGCUCAAUUACCAACAUGUGUUAAUCGUGAAAUGAUUGAUAAAGGUGCUCGAGAUUUUGCAACAAAUUUAAAUACAAAACAAAAUCGUAAACGUUUAAUAAAAGCUCUAUACACUGUUCAACGUACAUAUUUACAUUUAUUACCAUUUUAUUCACGUUUAGUAGCAACAUUAUAUCCAAUUAUGCCUGAAAUAGGCAAUGAAUUAGUUCGUUUAUUAAAAAAUGAAUUUCGUGCACAUAUAAGACGUAAAGAUCAAAUAUAUAUUGAAUCAAAAAUAAAAACUGUUCGUUUUAUUGGUGAACUUGUUAAAUUUAAUGUUUUUCCUAAAAAUGAAGCUAUUAAUUGUUUAAAAACUUUAUUAAGUGAUUUUCGUCAUCAUAAUAUUGAAAUGUGUUGUAAUCUAUUAGAAACAUGUGGAAGAUUUCUUUAUCGUAGUCCUGAUUGUCAUCGACGAACAGAAAUUAUUCUUGAAAUUUUAAUGCGUAAAAAAGCAGUAUUAACAUUAGAUAGUCGAUAUAUAACACAAAUUGAAAAUGCUUAUUAUUAUUGUAAUCCACCAGAAACUCGAGAAAUUGAAAAAAAAAUUCGUUCACCAAUACAAGAAUAUAUUCGACGAUUACUUUUUAAAGAUCUUAAUAAAAUGACUGUUGAAAAAAUUCUUCGUCAAAUUCGUAAAUUCAAUUGGUUUGAUUCGGAAUUUCGUUCUUAUGCUAUAAAAUGUUUAGCAGCUCCAUAUAGUGUUAAAUUUAAUUCAAUUCAAUGUCUUGCUAGUAUACUUUCUGGUUUAUCACAUUUUUAUGAUGAUGUAGCUAUUGAAGUAUUUGACAAUGUUCUUGAUGAUAUUCGUUUAGGUCUUGAAGUAAACAUUCCAAAAUUUAAUCAACGACGUCUUUGUAUGAUUAAAUAUCUCGGUGAAAUGUAUAAUUAUCGAGUUGUUGAUUCAAUCAUUAUAUUUCGUACAUUAUAUUUAUUAAUAACAUAUGGUGUUAGUCUUGAAGCAUCGGAAAUAAUAAAUGAACUUGAUCCACCUGAACAUUUAUUUCGUAUACGUCUUAUUUGUACAUUACUUGAUACUUGUGGUCAAUAUUUUGAUCGUGGUACAAGUAAAAAACGGCUUGAUUGUUUUCUUAACUAUUUUCAAAGAUAUUAUUAUUUUAAAAAAGAACAAUCUGUAUGGAAUUCAUUAACAUAUCCAUUUCCACUUGAAAUUGAACAUAUAUUUGAUGAAUGUGUAAUGGAUUUACGACCUAAAUUUAAUAGAGCAAAUUCAUAUGCUAAAGCAUGUGAACAAGUAGAAAAUAUGGAAAAAGAAUUUAUAACUUUAAUAAAUGAACAACAAUCCAAACUAGUAUCAAAAGAUAUUUCAUAUCCAUCACGUGAUACAAAUUUAGCACCAAUUACCGAAGAUGAAGAAUUACCCAUUAGAAAUACUAAUGAAGAUGAUCUACCUAAUUCUCAGCGACCAGAUGAUGAAGAUGAUGAAGAUCAAGAAGAAAAUAAUGAAGAAGAAGAAGACAAUGAUGAUGAUGAUGAUGAACGUCAUAGAACAGUACGUAGUCGACGUUCACGUCCAAGUGCUGGUAGUCGUGAACGAACAAGUGGUGGUAGUGGAGCUGAUGAAGAAUAUCUUGAUACCGAUGAUAAUGAUACAGUUGGUUUUGAUGAUGAAAAUAAUAAUACAAAUAAAAAUUCAAUUGAACGUACAAAAAUUACUACUGAAGAAGAUACUGAAUUUAUUAAAGCAUAUGAUGCAUUAGUUGCUGAAUCUGUUGCUCAACGUUCAAAUGAUUUAACAAAAAUUUCAGCACCAGAUAUUCCUGUACCAAUACAUUUAAGAAAAAAUAAAAUACCAUCAACAACAACUAUAAAUAUUUCACAAAGCGAUGGUGAUGAUGAAGGUGAAAAUAAUGUUAAAAAACCAGAAACAGUUAAUUUUGUUGUUAUGCUUAAAAAGAAUAAUAAACCACAAUUUUAUAAUAUGGCUGUUUCAAGUACAUCGGAAAUGGCAUUAAAAUUAAAAGCUCGUGAACAAGCUGAUCGUGAAGAGAAAGCUCAAUUGAAAAUUCUUACACUUAAUAUGUCAACACGAAUGGAACAACAAGAAAAUGAACAAGAUUCAAUAAUGAAUGUAACGAAUCGUACACCACCAGCACCAGGUUUAAAUUUUAAUCGAGAAAAAAAACCGAAAUAUAUACCACCAAAAGGUGCUCCAGAUGCUGAUGCUAUUUUUGGACCAAAAAAACGGUGA